Molecule: messenger RNA, 2502 nt
Organism: Liolophura sinensis
Lineage: Eukaryota; Metazoa; Mollusca; Polyplacophora; Chitonida; Chitonidae
Exons: 13
Coding region: 1-2502 (833 amino acids)
Biological process (GO): intracellular signal transduction; cGMP biosynthetic process; receptor guanylyl cyclase signaling pathway
Cellular component (GO): plasma membrane
Molecular function (GO): adenylate cyclase activity; guanylate cyclase activity; peptide receptor activity
Source: RefSeq, a predicted model, not a curated record
AUGAGGACGGUGGCGAGAACGAGGAGCGAGGGCGAGGGCAAGAACGAGGAACUAGGGCGAGAACGAGAUCAAGAACAAGGAACGAGGGCGAGAACGAGGAACGAGGGCGAGAACGAGGAUCAGGAACCAGGGCGAGAACCAGGAACAAGGACGAAAGCGAGACGAGGAACGAGGACGAGGGCGAGAACGAGGACUGAGAACGAGAACGAGGGUGAGGGCGAAAACAAGGACGUGGACGAGGGAGAGAACGAGGAACUAGGAACGAGGGCGAGGACGGGGAUGAGGGGACGUAAGUUGUUUACACUGCUGGAAAACCAGGUAAUGAGCGGUACAAUUUGUCAGGUGACAGUUGAACCGCAAAAUAUGAAGCAGCCAGCAGGAAACAAAGUGACCCCCACCCAGGUUUCCCCGACCAUGCCAGCCUCUCUGAUGACCUCUGAGAUCAGUCUUUCCCCUUCCCAGCUCGACACAACCAUCAUGGAAAUGUUAAACAUCCGAGCGGGCGGAGAAAGCGGACUAGCUGCCGUCUGGAACCCCAUCACAGCCGCCGGCAAAAGGAAACAGAUAUUCCGUAUCUUUUCUGUAGUGUGCGUUCCGCUUUUGAUCCUAAUCGGCAUGACGGCGAACACUUUCGUUGUUACAAUGCAGAGCUACGUGGACGCCACAUCUAUACGCGAAGUCCUCAGAUUCAGUACCCAGCUCGGAACGCUCAUUCAUCAGUUACAGAGAGAGCGCGACCAGAGCGCCCUCUAUCUGAGCGCAAUCGGACCGGAAACGAAGCGCAAGCUGCUUAAAGCAUACACUGCCACUGACCUGAUCCUGGAGGAACUCGACCAAUGGCCCAGAGCUGAUAAUAACAACAUUUUACAUUUUCAGAACAAGGAAAAGUUUCAGUUGUAUUUGAACCAGCACCGCUAUAGACUGGACACUAUCAACCAGUCAGUUACAAACGAGCUUCAGCACUACACCAGCGACAUCUUGGUAUUCGUGAAAUGGCUGUACGACUCGAUCUCCGAGGCGCGCUCCGGUACUGUGUGGAGAAAUCUGGUGGCUUUCCUGGAAAUCACAGACGCCAAGGAAUCAUUGGGACUUGAACGCGCUCUUGGUGCCGUCUGUUUGGCUCGUGGUGGCUUCCCCACGUUUGAAGACUACUUAUGGUUCUCUGAGAGUCAAGACGUCGCAAACGCCUCCUUCCUUUCCGCUAGACUUUUCUCCGAUAUCGCGGCAAAUAUAUUUGACUCUCUGGUGGAAAAUAACAAGUCCUUCCUCACAGACCUAAAUGAUCUUAGACUGAACCUUCGCAGGAAUGUCUCCUUUGUCCGGAACGCGUCUACAGAAGAGGCUGAGAACUGGUUCGACAAGAUGUCAGUCUACCAGGAUGUCUUACUGGAGACACAGAAGACUCUAAUGGACCAGAUCAACCUGAAGCUAGAUGAGCGCGAUGAGGAAGACAUGACAAAGAUGAUCGUCAUCGCUAUAGUGUUUGGAUUAGUUCUAAUGAUGUGUCCACUCAUCAUGCAGGGAGUCUACUCUUUGACCACCGAGAUGCAGAAAUACUCCAUCUCCCUAGCCGACAGACUGAUAGAAGACAGAACAAAGGCUCUGAAGAAAGAGCAGAAGCGGACAAAUUCUCUCUUGUACCAGAUGCUUCCGAAAACUGUGGCUGAACAACUAAAGAAGAACGAGGAAGUGGGCGCCGAGACGUUCAACGAGGUCACCAUUUUCUUCUCGGACAUCGUUGGCUUCACGUCUCUCUCAGCUCAGUGCUCUCCCGUACAAGUGGUUAACAUGCUGAACAGCCUGUACACGCUGUUUGACGACAGGAUCGAACAGUACGACGUGUACAAAGUGGAGACCAUUGGUGACGCCUACAUGGUGGCCUCUGGUCUGCCCCGGUCUAACGGCAAACGUCACGCGGCGGAAAUCGGUACUAUGGCUCUGGACCUCUUGGACAACAUCAUCAGUGUGGAGAUUCCCCACCUGCCGGGGACACACUUCAAGCUUCGCGUUGGGAUUCAUACAGGCCCAGUGGUUGCUGGCAUCGUUGGGUUUAAAAUGCCGCGGUAUUGCCUGUUUGGAGAAAGCGUCACUAUUGCCUCCCGCAUGGAAUCUCUUGGAGAAGCCAAGCGGAUUCACCUCAGCCAGCCUACCUAUGACACUCUCCAGGAACUGGGAGGAUUUGUAAUGGAACUCCGGAAGGAUGACGUCAUCAGCAAGGAUCGAGCCCUAAGCGCAUCUCUGAAAGGAAAUCUGCGCACUUAUUGGCUGAUGGGACGAGUGGGGAUGAAUCGCAAAACUGGAGCUACCACUUCAUCGACAUCGGAUUUUUCCGAGAUAGAGGACAACGAAAACGAAAAGAAAGUCAAACCUCUAGCAAUCAAGCCGGUCUCCAUAAUUACCAAGGUUACGACUCAUGGACAGAUCAGCGACAAGUGCGAUGCACACGAGCCUCUGUUUGAAUACGACCAGGGACCUGGCAAACGCUGGCAAGACAGAGCCUGA